CCUCUUGAGAAUGGCCCAGAAGGAGAACGCCUACCCGUGGCCCUACGGCUCGCAGACGUCUCAUCCGGGCCUGAACACCCUGCCCCAGAGGGUCCUGCGGAAGGAGCCUGCUGUGACAUCUGCCCUCGCCCUCAUGAACCGGUCCAAUGUCCAGUCCACAGCUGCCCCUGGCCAGAAGUUGGCUGAAAAUCACCGAGCUAGCUGUGCCUUCCCCCCCACCUUUCUAAUCAGGCGGACCCUCACUAUUGAUGACUUUGAGAUUGGACGUCCUCUGGGCAAAGGCAAAUUUGGAAAUGUAUACUUGGCUCGGGAGAAGAAAAGCCAUUUCAUCGUGGCUCUCAAGAUCCUCUUCAAGUCUCAGAUUGAGAAGGAGGGAGUGGAGCACCAGCUUCGCCGGGAGAUUGAAAUCCAGGCACAUCUGCAACACCCCAACAUUCUUCGGCUCUACAACUACUUCUAUGACCGGCGGAGGAUCUACUUGAUCCUGGAAUAUGCCCCGAGGGGAGAGCUCUACAAGGAACUACAGAAGAACCGAACUUUCGAUGAGCAGCGGACAGCCACGAUCAUGGAGGAACUGUCGGAUGCGUUGAUGUACUGCCACAAGAAGAAGGUGAUUCACAGAGACAUAAAACCUGAGAAUCUGCUGUUAGGUCUCCAGGGGGAGCUGAAGAUUGCGGACUUCGGCUGGUCUGUGCAUGCCCCUUCCCUGAGGAGGAAGACCAUGUGUGGCACCCUGGACUAUCUGCCCCCAGAGAUGAUUGAGGGGCGCAUGCAUAACGAAAUGGUAGAUCUGUGGUGCAUCGGGGUGCUCUGCUAUGAACUGAUGGUGGGAAACCCACCCUUCGAGAGCCCUAGCCACAGUGAAACAUACCGUCGGAUUGUCAAGGUGGACCUGAAGUUCCCCCAUUCUGUGCCUGAGGGGGCCCAGGACCUCAUCUCCAAGCUGCUCAAGCAUAACCCCUCAGAACGGCUGCCCCUGGCCCAGGUCGCUGCUCACCCUUGGGUCCGGGCCCACUCUCGGAGGGUCCUGUCUCCCUCUGCCCUUUAG
This is a messenger RNA of Onychomys torridus (southern grasshopper mouse), 1048 nucleotides long. It is a transcript of the gene Aurkb, whose product is annotated as aurora kinase B. The record is from RefSeq and is a predicted model, not a curated record. Lineage: Eukaryota; Metazoa; Chordata; Mammalia; Rodentia; Cricetidae. Gene Ontology annotation, biological process: protein phosphorylation; regulation of cytokinesis; mitotic spindle organization. Gene Ontology annotation, cellular component: spindle microtubule; spindle midzone; spindle pole centrosome. The transcript is spliced from 8 exons. Bases 11 to 1048 code for a protein of 345 amino acids. Gene Ontology annotation, molecular function: ATP binding; protein kinase activity.